CAGUAUUAGAACAUCCUAAAGCCUACACCCACCAAUCACAGUCCACAAAUGCAAAAGCAACCCAGACGGACCCAGGUUGUCCUUGGAUGCCACGUCAGAAAAAGAAAAGUGGUGGGAAGCCGCGGCUGAGGUGAGGAUUGCAGACAGAUAAUGAAAUCAUGGCCACUGCAUUUGCAUCAUCCUCGUCUCCACAGAUUGCAACCUUCCUUUCUUCUUCUAGUUUGCGCUCAAACACACGCUCAUAUUUGUCUCUUAGAACAACUCUUCUUCCACCUCCUCCAUCUAUCUCCCCCAUAAAAAAACUCACCCUUUUUCGGAAUCCACCUCGACCCAUUCUUGCUGCUGCCGCUGAAGAUGUUGUUGUAGCUUCGGAAGAUGCCGUGGUGGAUGCUGCGGACCAAUUGGUGUCCAACACCGAUGAUGGGGUGUCCACAGUCGUAUCAGCCCUUCUCUUUGCAGCGUUCAUUGGUCUAACCGCUAUCACUAUUGGGGUAAUAUAUCUAGCAGUUACAGAUUUCCUGCAGAAGAGAGAGAAAGAGAAGUUUGAGAAAGAAGAAGCAGCAAACAAGAGUAAGAAGAAGAAGAAGAAGGUGGGAAGGGGCAGGGCAGGGCCAAGAGGAUUUGGGCAAAAGGUUGUUGAAUACGAGGAUGAUGAUUAGAUUAGGAUGCAAAUUGCAGAUUGAAAAAUAACACCGCCAAAGCCAUUUCAGGUCCUCUUCCUCUUCCAUUCAAAUCGCGAAUUUUACUUUAACUCUUUUUAAGUCUUCACAAUGUGAUUUCCAGUUUCUAUAACAAACAUGUUCGAAUUAGGGAAAUUCAUUGCAAUGCAUCGUUUCAGACAUCCGAAUUUAUCGGAAUUUGCCAUGCCUACGCUGUCGUACUUGUCCAUAACCGAUCUACCGGUUAUAAUUCCAAUUUAAUGUCAUGAAUCGUUCAU
This is a messenger RNA of Abrus precatorius (Indian licorice), 937 nucleotides long. RefSeq lists its product as uncharacterized. The record is from RefSeq and is a predicted model, not a curated record. Bases 159 to 659 code for a protein of 166 amino acids. The transcript has 2 exons. Lineage: Eukaryota; Viridiplantae; Streptophyta; Magnoliopsida; Fabales; Fabaceae.